Molecule: messenger RNA, 1431 nt
Organism: Babesia bigemina
Lineage: Eukaryota; Apicomplexa; Aconoidasida; Piroplasmida; Babesiidae
Product: dihydrolipoamide dehydrogenase, putative
Exons: 4
Coding region: 1-1431 (476 amino acids)
Cellular component (GO): mitochondrion; oxoglutarate dehydrogenase complex
Molecular function (GO): dihydrolipoyl dehydrogenase (NADH) activity; flavin adenine dinucleotide binding
Source: RefSeq, a predicted model, not a curated record
AUGAUGAAAGGGCUGCGAAGAGUAUCGAGGGGCUUCAGCUCUGCCGCUUACAAAUACGACCUAGCGGUCAUAGGCGGCGGUCCUGGAGGCUACACCACUGCUAUAAAAGGAGCGCAGCAUGGAUUGAAGGUUGCUUGCAUAGACAGAAGGAAGACGCUCGGCGGCACCUGUCUUAACGUCGGUUGCAUCCCAUCGAAGUGCCUGCUCAGCACAUCACACAACUACCAGGUCGCACGCACGGGACUCACUGGAGUGAAAUUGUCCGGAGUAGCCGUUAACCAUGAAGAGAUCAUGUCCUCGAAGGCGAAGAUCUUCAAGACUUUGGACGCAGGCAUCAAGGGGCUUUUCAAAAAGAACGGAGUUGAUUUUAUCAGCGGACACGGAACACUCGUUGCCCCAAAUGAAAUACAAAUUGAAGGAGGGGAGAAAGUAACGGCCAAAAACAUCAUCAUCGCCACCGGAUCUGAAGUGACCAGAUUCCCCGGAGAUUCGCUUAAAAUAGACGGUAAACGUAUUAUCAGCUCCGAUGAGGCGCUGAUGCUGGACGAGGUGCCGAAGACGAUGGUGGUCAUUGGAGGAGGCGCCAUCGGCCUUGAACUUGCAUCGGUUUGGAGUCGUCUCGGAGCCAAGGUCACAAUCGUAGAGUAUGGCAACACGCUUUGCCAAGCCAUGGACCAAGACGUAUCAGCGACCAUUAAAAAGCUCAUCGAAAAGCAGGGAAUCGAGGUCUCUGUCAGCACGAAAGUGCUGGGAGGGGAAGCCAAGGAAGACUGCGCAGUAGUUACCGCCGAAAAGAACGGGCAGAAGAUUGAGUUCAAAGGAGAUGUGGUCCUUCUAGCCAUGGGAAGGAGACCGUUCACAAGCAACCUCGGGCUGGAGAACCUGGGUAUUAAAACUGAAAGGGGUUGUAUAGUGGUUGACGAUAAACUCAGAAUCCCCAACCACCCAAACAUCAGCGCCAUCGGAGACGUCAUUCCCGGGCCCAUGCUAGCUCACAAGGCCGAAGAGGAUGGAUCAGUCGCCCUCGGCAACAUUCUGGGGAAAGACCUUGGACACGUAAACUGGAAUCACGUCCCCAUGGUUAUAUACACGCAUCCAGAGGUUGCAGGAGUUGGAAGCACCGAGCAAUCUCUUAAGGCUGCCGGCGUGGCCUACAAGAAGGCCAGCUUCCCGUUCGCUGCCAACUCCAGGUCUAGAGUCGCCGGCGAAACUGACGGUUUCGUGAAAAUAUUGGCCGACAAUGACAACAAGAUACUCGGCGGUUGGAUUAUAGGACCACAAGCUAGCGAGCUAAUAGGUCAAAUCACCCUAAUGAUGGCUUGCGGACUCACCACCGUGGAUGUUUCGAAGGUAUGCUUUGCCCACCCAACGAUCUCGGAGGCGCUCAAGGAGGCAUGCAUGGCCAUACAUCACAAGGCCACGCAUUUAUAA